GAUGAAAAGAACCUUGUAAAAAUUUUCUUUGUGCCGUUUGUUUAAAUCUUUAAUCAAAUUUGCGGUCACUUGCGGGGAUGCGCAUUUUUACAGACAUGGUAAAUACCAGUACUUGCAUCUACAAACUGAUGUUAUAAAUUUCAAAUCGGUUAAUCUGGUUACGGCAAAAAUCGAAAGCUACCUUGCCAAACAUGACGGACGCGUUAUGUUCCCCCGUUCCUGAUGACAUCGAAAAGGGUUACAAAUCUUGGAUUGACGAAGUGGAAAAAGUGUGCAUGACGGCUGUAUUUAAAAAGCAGAGUGAUAUGAUGGCGAGGACCUUUGAAUAUUUGGCAAUUAAAUUCAGUGAAAUUAGGGGUUAAUGGAUCGUUUAUCUGACGAUCUGGAUAAGCAGCAGAUCAGUCGGGAACAAUCCAACUCGCCCGGAAAAACUGAGGAAGAAAAUGAUGAUCCUCCGGAGUAUCAGGAUGCCAUGGAUGAAACAAGUACAUCACAACGCCAAGCAAGAAAGCCUCCGGGAUCUGCGCAGCAUCAUACGGCGUUAUUCAAUGCCGAGGAGGCCAACCUAAUGGCGGCAGUAAAAACUGCAAAACAGGAGAAAACUUCAAGCGGAAACAGCCAUUUCUAUUCUGCAAACCAGGAUUCUUAUGCCCAGAAACCAGAAUCGAAUAGGGAGGAGUUUGCCGAGACGUUCAUUGACAUGCAUUUAAAGCCUGCCCUCCUUCGAGGCGUUUCGGAAUGUGGGUUUUUUAGACCGUAUCCUCUUCAGCAGCUAGCAAUCUUACCAUAUCUUAAAGGUCGCGAUGUAGUGGUCCAAGGCCACACGAGAAGCGGGCAGAAGACAUCCUUUGUGAUUUCUGUUUUACAAAAAAUAGACAUCGAAAGCGCGGAAUGCCAAGCUUUGAUUGUGGCACCAUAUAAAGAGACAGCGGAAGAGAUUAAGCAAAUCGUCCUGGACCUGGCUAAAUUUACGGAAACGAAGUGUCGUCUUUGUGUCGGUGGUACCAAUGUUCUGAGUGACAUGAUGGAGCUCAGCAAAGGCCGACACAUUGUUGUUGGAACGCCCGGUCGUAUCCAAGACAUGAUAUUACGAAGAGUGUUAAAGACGAAUGAUAUCCAAAUGGUUGUGAUGGAUGAUGCCGAUGCGCUUCUCAGCCGAGGCUUAACGGACCAGCUACGCGAUAUUUUAACAAGCUUGCCAAAAGGUGUUCAGGUUUUGUUGGCAACCCGGGCAAUAUCACCACAUAUCACGGAAGUGACAAGGCGUUUCAUGCGCGAUCCCGUGCAGAUCGUGAUUCAGGCCGAUCCACGGGAAAGACCAUUAAACGCAGUUCGACAGUUUUUCCUGAUAGUGGAUAGAAAGGACUGGAAACUGCAGACACUGUGCGAUCUUCUGGAAAAUAUCCAUGUUCCGCAGACCGUGAUUUUCUGUAACACGAGGCGGGAGGUUGAUUACCUUGCCCACCAACAGCGGAAACACACGCUUGCCGCCAUACAUGGAGAAAUGCCUGAGAGAGACCGGGUUAUAGUUUUUCAAAAGUUUCGCCAGGGUGCGCUUCCCAUUGUGGUGACCACGGAUCGUUAUGCACGUAGCGUAUUCGAACGGGAGGUGAAUUUGGUCAUCAGCUAUGAUAUGCCGAGCAAUCGAGAUCACUAUAUCAACCGGAUGGAAUUUGGCGGUCGGGAGUGCAGAGAACGGAAGGGUUGUGCUAUUACUUUUGUCACAAACAACGAUCUCCAUUUUUUGAAGGACAUAGAGCAGUUCUAUGGCACGAAAAUAGAAGCAAUGCCUGGCAAUGUGGCUGAAUUAUUUGAAAAGAAGUAAAACCAAAUAAAAAUGACCUUAUAUACAUCUGAUCAGCUCUUUGUACGGCCAAGUUUCCAUGUGCUCUGACUUGAACACCGCCAUAAUGUGAUCAUUAAACAACCUUUUUGUCCAACAGUGACGACUUGCACUUGCUUUUUCCAAACGCCAAACUGUAUAACAGUUCUGCAUGUUGUUCCCGUUUGUAAUUUCUUCAUCGUACUGUUACCUUUUCAUAAAC
Messenger RNA from Paramacrobiotus metropolitanus, 2045 nucleotides. RefSeq lists its product as uncharacterized. Gene Ontology annotation, cellular component: cytoplasmic stress granule. The coding region runs from base 362 to 1825 and encodes 487 amino acids. NCBI's taxonomy places the organism in Eukaryota, Metazoa, Tardigrada, Eutardigrada, Parachela, Macrobiotidae. Gene Ontology annotation, biological process: cytoplasmic translational initiation. The record is from RefSeq and is a predicted model, not a curated record. The transcript is spliced from 12 exons. Gene Ontology annotation, molecular function: RNA helicase activity; ATP binding; translation initiation factor activity.